AUGCCAUGAAAAAGGACUCAAGUCGAACUUUCUACUUCAAUAGGUAUGUUGCUAGUGAACGAUCAGUUGGAAUUUUUAUCUGGAGCUCUCUAGUCAGGCCAAAACAGCACUGAAAAUCUCUGAAUAAAAAUUCACUAUCCAAAUUCCAAGUUAACACCUUAAGUUUUUCCGUUUCUGAAUCCGUGAAGCCUAGCCUCUGCCCGAAGCAACAAUAUGUGCGGUUAUGGAUGCGGUCCCUAUGGCUAUGGACCUUCGGGUCCUUGCGGACCAUGGUGCGGACCCUGGUGUAGUCCUUGUGCCCUCUCGCUAGGACCCUAUUCCUGCUGUGGACCCAGUGGAUGCGGACCAAGCGGCCCAGCGUGUUGGCCGUAUGGCUUGUACACCUGCUAGGCUUCAGAAGGAUAUCAGAAACGUGUGAGCCAUUCCCCAAGAAAUUUAAUACCAGCUCGGACAAUGGCAAUUACAUUGGAUAGCAUAAUAAAAAUAUGUUCCCGUUGUUUUCAUUAAAGACCAUAAUAAAAUGUGGGGAAAGGCAGAUGGAAAUCGCAGCCCCUAACAAAUUUGUCCACCAAUCCUUUCGCGAAUCCGCUUAAGCCUUUUACAUAAAAUGUUGAAAAAGCUAGAACACAUCUU
Molecule: messenger RNA, 633 nt
Organism: Drosophila melanogaster (fruit fly)
Lineage: Eukaryota; Metazoa; Arthropoda; Insecta; Diptera; Drosophilidae
Exons: 3
Coding region: 214-390 (58 amino acids)
Source: RefSeq, marked reviewed